AUGAGUCGCCGCCCCCCGCUGCGGGCGGUGAUGAUGUCACAGGACGCCACGACCAGCCCGUCUCUGGGCGCCCCGCCGGAGGCAGUCAAUGCACCUCGUAUACGCCCAGGUCUGCUUCACCACUCCGAGUGUGACACCAGGUGUGACACCAGGUGGGACACCAGGUGUGACACCAGAUGUGACACAGAGUGUCGCACCAGGUGUGGGACCAGGUGUGACACCGAGUGUGACACCGAGCCACACCGGCCAGUCCAGGACAGGAGACCUGCCCCCCCUCUGAGACCCCCCGACACAGAGACCUGCCCCCCCUCUGAGACCCCCCGACACAGAGACCUGCCCCCCCCUCUGAGACCUGCCCCCCCUCUGAGACCCCCCUCUGAGACCUGCCCCCCCUCUGAGACCUGCCCCCCCUCUGAGACCCCCCGACACAGAGACCUGCCCCCCCUCUGA
This is a messenger RNA of Gadus chalcogrammus (walleye pollock), 450 nucleotides long. Its product is annotated as late cornified envelope-like proline-rich protein 1. The record is from RefSeq and is a predicted model, not a curated record. Lineage: Eukaryota; Metazoa; Chordata; Actinopteri; Gadiformes; Gadidae. The transcript is spliced from 5 exons. Bases 1 to 450 code for a protein of 149 amino acids.